Messenger RNA from Aedes aegypti (yellow fever mosquito), 2377 nucleotides. RefSeq names its product laccase-5. Gene Ontology annotation, cellular component: plasma membrane. The record is from RefSeq and is a predicted model, not a curated record. NCBI's taxonomy places the organism in Eukaryota, Metazoa, Arthropoda, Insecta, Diptera, Culicidae. Bases 137 to 2197 code for a protein of 686 amino acids. Gene Ontology annotation, molecular function: copper ion binding; oxidoreductase activity. The transcript has 9 exons. Gene Ontology annotation, biological process: iron ion transport.
AAAAAUGUCAGUUUUCAAAUGCAACUUGCUGAGUGAACAACAGUUCACCAGCUAGAUCACUUAGAAAUAAGUUAAGAGUGGCAGUAAAAAACUGAUAUAGUAUUUAAUAGUGGUUAUUAAUGCAACACAGUUCCAAAUGAAUCGAUUUUUGAUUUGGGCUGUCGUGAUAACAAUUGUACUGAGAAACACGGCAGAUGGGUUUAUAACAUUUUCAUUAAAUUCAAAUAAAUUAUGGUCGAAUCCAAAGUCACAGGCCAUUAACUUGUUCAAUGCAUCGCAGGAGGGGAAGUCGAUCUUAGAGCAGAUGAAAACCUACGAUGGAGCAGAAUGUGACCGAGUGUGCAAUGCAACGGAAACUCCUCGAAUAUGUUACUUUUCGUGGGUUGCAGAAAACUAUGCAGCAAUGGGGUCAGCAUGCAAGGACUGUCGAUGGGGGAACCACACCGAUUGUUCCCACCCACAGUGCAUCACCGCCGACGGUAUGGAACGUCCGGUAGUGUCGUUGAAUCGCCAAAUGCCGGGCCCAGCCGUCAUCGUUUGUCGUAACGACAUAAUCGUAAUAGAUCUCCUGAACCACAUGGAGGGAUCGUCCACUACCAUCCACUGGCACGGGAUGCACCAGACGCAAACUCCCUGGAUGGAUGGCGUUCCGAUGGUGACGCAGUGUCCGAUUCCCGCGGGGAACACCUUCCGCUAUGUGUUCAAUGCCAGCGAGCACGGAACUCAGUUUUACCAUUCCCAUGCCGGCCACCAGAAAGCGAAUGGGCACUUUGGACUGCUGGUGGUGCGUCAUCCAACCGAUUUGAAUAUGAAUCUGUACGAUUACGACUUGUCGGAACAUCACAUCAUCAUCGCAGAUUGGACCUUGGAUAUGGCUGAGAAAUUCGUUCCUGGCCUGCAAAGUCACACCAUUCAGAUGGAUUCCAUUCUGAUAAACGGACGAGGGCGCCACUUCGAUGAAGAAGAACAAGAACUUCAGCAAUCUCCUCUGACGGUUUAUCGGGUCGAGCAAUGGAAGCGGUACCGAUUUCGGAUGAUCAGCAGCGGAAGCCAGUUCUGUCCCUUCCAACUACAGAUCGAAGCCCACCGGAUGCAAAUCAUUUCCACCGAUGGCGGCGCAGUCCAGCCGGUAACCGUCGAUACGGUCAUUUCGACAUCGGGCGAACGGUACGACUUUGUCCUGCACGCCGACCAAAAACCAGGCGACUAUUGGGUACGUGUUCGGGCGGUUGGUUUUUGCAAUAUCCAGAGAAAGGAAGAGUUCGCUGUUCUGUCCUACCGUUCGAGCAGUGAAAUCAGCGAUGAAGAGCUGGCUUUUCCGGUGCAGGUGCCUCCCACCUGGGAUGAGCCGUUUCCCGAUGGCAUGACCCUCAACCAUCCAAACAGCACUUGCUACCAACCGGGAGAUCAAUUUGUCUGUGCAUCGGACCUGGAAGCUCACGAGGUGCAGCGUGACGAUGCUCUCAUUGAUGCAGUUCCAGACAAAAAGUUCUAUGUCGCUUUCAACACAUUUACUGCCGACACCAGUUUGCUAUUUUCCAACGAUGGCUAUGUCCGCUAUAUGACUGUCGCCCUAACGCUCAACAACAUUGGCAUCACGAACAACAUCAGCAUGGUGUACCCGUCAUUUCCGCCCCUCACCCAACCGGAACUGCUGCCCACCAUGGAAAAUGCAUUCUGCAACGUCAGCAGUCGUCCGGCCCAAUGUCCGAUGGAGCGAGCCUGCUUUUGCGUCCACCGUCUAAAGGUGGACCUCAACGAUAUAGUGGAAAUGUCGCUAAUUGACGACGCCGAAGUGAUCAGAGAGCUCUAUCACCCGUUCCAUCUGCACGGGCACCGAUUCAUCGUUACCGGAAUGGGGCAACUGCCAACCAGGAUAAAACAUUCAUCCGAAAAGCUUCGGUGGAUCAAAGACGAGGAACUUAAGCCCGUCGUCAGGCGAACACGUGGGAUGCCCGAUGGGCACAAUCCGCCCUACAAAGACACCGUGUCGAUUCCGAGCCGGGGCUACACGAAAAUUCGUUUCCGUGCGGACAAUCCAGGGUUCUGGUUGGUGCACUGUCAUUUUGAGUGGCAUUUGGGCAUCGGAAUGAGCUUCAUUCUGCAGGUCGGUGAGAUCGACCAGAUGAUUAAAACUCCACCGGGCUUUCCCACCUGUGGCCACUACAAACCCGAAGUCGAGAGCAUUUUCUCGUAGGAUAGCAACCGAACUGACUAUCAAAUGGAUUUUUGGACUUGGUGCACCGACGGUUGAUAGGAGUACAUUAGGAUCGGAUUUGUUGUUCAUUACAUUAGAUCCACAGCAUGUUGAGUGGUUUGAUAGGAGCGAACGUAUCCGUUCGGAUUAAUAAAAUGAGUGAUAUUUAUACAACCAUUA